AUGAGGCUCUGCUCGACCGAUAACGACUGUUCUCCCCAAUCUGGAAUGUUUUGCUUAGAAAACGUCUGUGUUCAACUUGGACAGCAGUGCAACAUGAACAGCGAUUGCCCGUUUCCAUCACUUUCCUACUGCGAAUCAAACCGAUGCACGAAACCGGGACUAGUUUGGAAUCCAGCUUGGGACCUCCCAACUGGUGAUGGAUGGAGACUUAUGAAACAAUGUAAAACAGACAACGACUGCUUUCCUCAGUCAAAUGUAUUCUGCCUGGAUAAUGUCUGCAUCCAGCUUGGACAGUAUUGCAACAGAAACAGCGGCUGCCCGUUCCCGUCACUUACGUUUUGUGGAGGAUCCCGAUGUACGAAAUCCGGCGUGGUAUUAAACAUUGAAGUAGUCCCAACUACUAUGGGUAUGUCGGGAGUAACAAUGUGUAGAACGGACAAUGACUGUCCCAUUAGGUCGAACAUGUUUUGCCUCGGGAACGUCUGCAUUCAACUUGGACAGCAGUGUAGCACAACCUCUCAGUGCCCUUUCCCAUCCCUCACGUCCUGUGUGGGAUCGCGAUGCACAAAAGCGAUGGCAUCAUCGAAUCCAUUUUCCCAAACGUCAGGUGAUGGAGGAUUUCCACUGACUACGUGUCAUAGCAACUGGGACUGUCCCACCAAUUCCCAAGUAUAUUGCCUUGAAAAUGUUUGCGUUCAGCUUGGACAACAGUGUAGCACAACCUCUCAAUGCCCUUUCCCAUCUCUUACGUCUUGCAUGGGAUCACGAUGCGUAAAGGCCACGACAGCACCUAUUUCCUAUUUCCACACUGAAAGAGGAGGAGGGUAA
Messenger RNA from Ostertagia ostertagi, 828 nucleotides. The record is from the annotation of a GenBank genome assembly. Lineage: Eukaryota; Metazoa; Nematoda; Chromadorea; Rhabditida; Trichostrongylidae.